AGAAGCCGUAGCCCGGAGAUGGAUAGAAAAAAGACGAAGAGAAAGGCUUCUGGUUCGCCCUCAAUUAUCUUGAAAGAGAAAGGAAUUGGAAAAGAGAGCUUCGAAAUCGAUGAUGGGCUUUGCAAUGGGAAGCACUUGCUUCUCUCAGGCUCCGCUUCAUUUCUCUCGCUUCCCGUUUUCUUCAGUUUCUUCUUGCUCGUGUUCUUCACAAUCUGCUUCACUCCACACAAGAAACGCAGACGCGAAGGAGAGGAGCGGAGCACCGGCGGCUUUAAAGAGCGAAAAUUACUUGAAUGAUGAUGGUUUCUGCAAGAGGAGGGCGAUUCUGUUUCUGGGUAUUUCAGUUUUUCCGCUUCUGCAAUUGAAGGCCCAAGCGAUUGAUAGUUCGCCUCCAGAGAAAACUGAGGUGAAGGCUCAAGAAGGGAAUCAAAAUAUGGAGCUAGCGGCUCAAAUAGAAAAAGCACCAAAUCCUUCUGUAUCUGUCCUCAAUGGACUUGGAGUUUUCAGUUCGGGGGUGCUCGGAUCACUCUAUGCAUUAGCUCAAAAAGAGAAGACGGCUGCUAACGCGACGAUAGAAUCUAUAAAUACUGAACUGAAAGAGAAGGAAUCUUCCAUUGUUUCAAUGAAGAGAAGCUUUGAAUCAAAGUUACUGAAGGAACAGGAAGAACGAACCGAGCAAUUAAGGAAAGCAAAGGAAGAACAAAUUUCUUUGGUUAACCAACUAAAUUCAGUCAAUAUUACAAUUGGACGCUUGGGACAAGAGCUAAGAAAUGAGAAAGGAAGAAUGGAAGAGCUUAAUGGUUUCAUUGGUAGCCUGCAAAAAGACCUCUCAAAGGCCGAGGAAGAUAAGCAUAUACUCAACGCAAAAUUGCAAGAAAGUCUCAAGUCUAUUGAACUUCUGCAAGAAAGGGCUAACUUGCUUGGUUUGGAGCUCAAGGAUAAGGAGAAUGAUAUUCAGAAGAUCAGUUCUUCCGUUGCAGAAAAGGAAGUUGAAUUGAAGAACUUGUUGGCCUCGCACAAGCAAGUAAAGGAUGAACUUGUUGCUGCCCAUUUGGAGAUUCAAGGUUUAAAAGAUGAGCUUCUCAACAGUAAAAAGGAACUUGAGCUGAAGGUUUCUUUGGUGGAUGAAUUAAAUGAAAAUGUAGCUUCUUUGGUCCUCGAGAGAGAUGAUUACAAGAGAAAAUUGGAGGAUGCGGACGAAGUAUAUGAUCGUCUGAAAUUAUCUGCUGAAAAGAAGGCAUCAUUAGAUGCUGAACUUUUAGGAGAAAGAGAACUGAAAAUUCAGGAACUGCAGGAAAAACUUAGCGUUGCUGUUGAAGAAGUAAAUGGAAACCAAACAAGAAUUGAUCAUCUUACACAAGAAAUAGAUGUUUUGAAAAAGAAGCUGGAACUAGAAUCAAGUGAUGCACAAAUACUGAAGGAUGAACUAAAAGUUGCUCGCGGAAAUCUUAACGAGUCAAGAAACGAAGCUUCCAUUCUUACGAAUCAGUUAGAAGAGUCGAGAAACAAGUGCACAGAACUUCAGUCUGAGGUUUCUAGACUACAGGCUGAAUAUGACGAAGUUAGAAAUUCAUUACAAAGCAAGUUUGAAGAGGCAGAACAAAAUGUUGAAAUCUUAGCCAGCGAGCUUUCAAAAACCAAGGAACUUCUCAUGACAAAGAAUGAAGAGCUACAAGCUGUGUCACAUGAGCUGGCAGCAGUCGUUGAAAGUCGUAAUGGUUUACAGAAGGAAUUGGAUGAUGCCUAUCAAAAGGCAGAAACAGUAAGGAGCGAUUUAGAUGAAGAGAGAAAAGUAGUUGCUUCUCUUAACAAAGAAGUUCAAACAUUGGAGAAGCAAAACCUGAAGGACAAGGAAGCACGAAAAUCUCUCGAAACGGACUUGGAAGAAGCUAUUAAGUCGCUGGACGAGAUGAACCGCAAUGCAUUGUUACUUUCUAAAGAAUUAGAGAAGUCAAAUUCCCAUGUGGCCAAUCUCGAAGACGAGAAAGAAGUUCUUCGUAAGAGUGUCACAGAUCAAAAGAAUGCCGCUAUGGAGGCACAGGAGAACUUGGAAGAUGCCCAUAACCUUGUCAUGAAACUUGGAAAAGAAAGGGACAGUUUUGAGAAGAGGGCAAAGAAACUGGAAGCAGACUUGGCAUCUGCAAAGGGCGAAAUAUUGCGGCUGAGGAGCGAAAUGAAGUCAUCAAAUGCCAUUGUGAACAACCAGCAACAACAAAAUGCUGAAGGUGAAGGCAAGGUCAAAGUCACUGUCACUGCCAAGAAAACUGUUAGGAGGAGAAAGUCGGGUUCGAGUUCCCAGUCGGAUAAAGAACUACCCUGAGUGUCGUUUACUCUAACUCACCUCCACCCUCACUCCGCCAACAUCUGGUUAUCCUGUUAAUGUCUUGCCUAGCCAGGUGCUAUUGGCCUUUUUCUUGCCAUAGCCCUUUGUAUUCUACAAAUAAACAGCAAAGUAACAAGAUGUUGUCUGUUGUCCAUGCUGCGAGGACUCGUGUCGUCGAUAUCGAACGCAUGAGCAUUUCGCUCCCAGCAUUUUCAAGUGGCAAAGUAACCUACUGAAAAUACUCUCCCAUUUCUCUGUUAGUUGCUGGAAGAAGAGGGAAUGUAUGAUUGAGUCAAGCUUGUCAUGUAUGUAUUAUUUGACAAGUCUGGAUAUUGGAUAUAGACUGUUGUGGAUCCAUUUAUUACUUUGUAUUGCCCAAAGUGAAUAUUCCAUCAAAAUUGUGGACGAAAAUGCAAUUUCCGCCCCCCAA
Messenger RNA from Momordica charantia (bitter melon), 2753 nucleotides. It is a transcript of the gene MFP1, whose product is annotated as MAR binding filament-like protein 1. Gene Ontology annotation, cellular component: chromatin; condensed chromosome; condensin complex. The record is from RefSeq and is a predicted model, not a curated record. NCBI's taxonomy places the organism in Eukaryota, Viridiplantae, Streptophyta, Magnoliopsida, Cucurbitales, Cucurbitaceae. Gene Ontology annotation, molecular function: chromatin binding. Gene Ontology annotation, biological process: mitotic chromosome condensation.